AUGGCGUCGGCAGUCUCCGCGAUGGGAGGUCCCCCGAACGUUUGUCAUCUGUUCUCGAAGGCGACCUGUGUGCAUUCGAAGGUCCGUGCGCGCGCGUGGAUUCCUGUCUCUCAUCUACCUCGGGGAAUUUCCAGUAUUUCUUGUCUUUCCAAUAUUUUAUUCAACUGAGAGGAAAUUUCGUGCGUCACAGAGGGGAAAACCUGAAAUCACGCAAGGAAAUUCGCACGACCAACGCAGACCUUCCGAGUCUUGUGGUGAGUUUGUCAUCGUGAUAAUCUUCCCUAAUUAGGCUUAACGGUUAGUUUUCUCCUGAAGAGAUUAAUAUGUUAGAAAAUAAUGCGCUCUUAACGCCCACUGGUGAGGAAAUUUUAUCGCUUAGUCUACGAGAACACUCACUAUGUUCCGGAAUGCCAUGCAUAAAGUAACAUCAGGGAAGAUCAUGCUGUGUCCAGCAAAUUGGGGAAAAAAAUUCAGUUAUGUAAUGUUGGACAAGAACAUUUCGUAGAAGGCUAAUGACGAUAUGGAUUGGAGUGGCCUUCCAAUGCAUGAUCCUUUCGUUCAAAUCAGUAAUUGGAAACUCUGGUUCACAGGAGAUGUGCACAUGUAUUUUAGGUAGUCAUACAUUAGGGGCACACUGAUGAAUUAAUUACUUUAGGCCUUCUUCAUCAGCCUUGCUGUUUCGGAUUUGCAGAGACCAGUGGGAUUGCUGCGGUUGGAAGCACCCUUGAAAGGAGGAAACUCUUACUGCAGUCAACUGUGGGAUUCCUCGCCGGGGUGAUUCCAGUUGUUGUGAAGAAAGAGGUAGCGGUAGCCUCCGAAUUUGCUGACAGUGAGUUUGAAACCUCGAAAUCUUAUAUCUUUUUAUUUCGGAGGCAUUUUUGUGAGUUGCAAGUCUAAAAUUGUUUGAAUGCUUGGAAAAUGUGCAAGUUUUCAAUAAUUUAGCAUUUUCCUGUUUAAAUUAAGAAGAAAUAGUAUCUCCCCCUGAAAAAUUAGAUCCACUUCAGAGGCGAUGUGACAUUUUUAUUGCAUUCCACAGGAAGUUCCCUUUCUCAAUUCUGAUUAUUCCUUAGGGGAAAGACUCUUUAAUAACUUUACUGAAAUCAUCGAAACAGUGCCUGCUCUACGAGGAAAAGAUUAUGGAAAAUCAAAAAUGCGGUAUCCAGAUUACACUGAAACACCAUCAGGCCUUCAGUACAAGGUUAUCGGACGCACAUGUAAUCUUUCCUUCUGAGUUGUACAUUCUGGGGAUUCUGAGAGGCUGAUUCCUGUUGAAAUGUUGAAAGGACUGCAGGACUUGCGUGUAGGAGAAGGACCCACUGCUAAGAUUGGAGAAAUGGUGGUGGUGAGUAAAGAACGGUCUACUUUUGACAUUUCUUUGUGAUUCAUUAAUUGCUCGUAACUAUCAUUGAAUCACUCUGGAAUUGUGGUUGACUGGCAUAGAGCUCUAAUACAGCCUUUAUGUUUCCAAGGUUGAUUGGGAUGGUUAUACAAUAGGAUACUAUGGUCGAAUAUUUGAGGCUCGAAAUAAAACAAAGGGUGGUUCAUUUGAGGUAAGAUUCAUAACCUUUUCCUUUUUAAUGAGUAGAGUGUACAGAUUUUGGUAUUAUUUUCAAAUGUGACGAAUGUGCAUCCUCCUGAAUCUUUGAUAAGUUUUGUUAGUUUUUUUCUAAUUGUUCAGCAUAUCUGUACGCUAAUUUUCAUAGUGCGGAUUGAAGCUCGUUGACUUGGUUGACUAGGUAUUUGCUGAACUUUGUAUUUAUAGAAAUUGAGUCAAAAGGAUGGGAAUGGAGAAUAUAGCUAAAUCACAGGGAAAUAAAAGGGCCACGCUUACAAGUGAUUCCUGGCGGAAAUAUUAAUUUAUCACGGAAUUUAGUAAUUUAUAAACAGAAUCUAAUGAAGCAGAGUCACAUAGUGCAGUACUUAUACAUGGAAUUUUAAGUUCAUUAUUACGUUAAUUAUUACAUUCAUUUCUUUGAUUAAAAAUUCUUGGAAAAAGCCAUAAUUUGUGACUUUCCUAACUGGAUCCAUAAAAUUAAUAACUUCUUGGUUUGGCCACAUGUCAAUCUUAGAAUUUCUUGGAAUUCAUAAUGUCUCUUUCUUCUUCUUUUUCCCUCAGAACCUCGUCAUUAUAUCUGCAAAAUUUGGGUAUCCAUAGCCGAUGAGAUAUGAAAUAUUGAUGCAUUCUUCACCUUGAUGUGCAGGGUGACGACAAAGAAUUCUUCAAAUUCAGGGUUGGCUCGCAAGAGGCAAGUCAUUUAUAAGUCUCCACAUAUGAAUCAAUAGAUUUGUCAAUAUUCCUUUUCUAUUUUCUGCAAAGUAUUUGGUGAAGAUUUUUUUUGUUCCUUUUUAUAGAAAAUAAUGUUAGCUCAUUGCUUUUGAAAGUAGGAGGUAACGCCCACCAAUCUAUAAAUGACAAAUCAUAUGCUACCACUUAAAUAUAUAUUAAACAUCUGGCUAAUCUAUUGAUUUUACCUUCUUCAGGUCAUACCGGCCUUUGAAGAGGCCAUCGUGGGUAUGGCUCCAGGUGGCGUCAGAAGGUGCUGUAUCUAACUUUCAUGGAUUCCUAUUUGCCUAAUGUGCUCCAAUCAGACAGAUUUUCCUAUGGUUUGUUCUAUCAGAAACAUAUUUUCAUUAUAUACUAACUUUCAUGCAUUAGUUUUUGCCUAAUGUGCUCCAAUCAAACAGAUUUUCCUAUGGUUUGUUCUAUUAAAAACAUAAUUUCAUUAUACUAACUCUCAUGGAUUCCUUUUCACCUGAUGUGUUCCAGUCAACCAGAUUUUCCCAUGGUUUUUUGUUCUAGCAAAAACGUAAUUUCAUUAUGCUAACUUUCAUGGAUUCCUCUUUGCCUAAUGUGCUCCAAUCAACCAGAUUUUCCCAUGGUUUUUUGUUCUAUCAAAAACAUAUUUUCAUUAUAUUGACUUUCAUGGAGUCCUGUUACCCUAAUGUGCUCUAAUCAAACAGAUUCUCCCAUGGUUUUUGUUCUAUCAAUAACAUAUUUUAGUUAUAUUGACUUUCAUGGAGUUCCUCUUUCCCUAAUUUUCUCUAAUCAAACAGAUUUUCCCAUGGUUUUUUGUUCUAUCAAAAACAUAUUUUUGUUUUAUGAAAGAUGAUGAAAUUAUUUCAUAUAAUUUCAGGGCAUCCGUCUCACUCUCUUCUUUACAGCAAUGCAGGAUCAUAGUGCCCCCGGAGUUGGGAUAUCCGGACAACGACUUCAACAGACUUGGCCCCCGGCCGACAACCUUCUCGGUAAUAAUUUGGGUGGGUUGACCCCUGCUCGUAUUGUCAGAAAUCCUGACGCUAUCCGUUGACCUGUGGCAGGGUCAGAGGGCCUUGGACUUUGUUCUGAGGAACCAAGGGCUGAUCGACAAGACCCUCCUCUUCGACAUCGAGCUCCUCAAGAUCAUACCCAGCAAUGCCCAGGUCAACUCUUUCUGA
Messenger RNA from Spirodela intermedia, 3435 nucleotides. NCBI's taxonomy places the organism in Eukaryota, Viridiplantae, Streptophyta, Magnoliopsida, Alismatales, Araceae. The record is from the annotation of a GenBank genome assembly.